ACGAAUCAAUAACCAAAAAUUUACCCCACACGACAAAGGCACGCAUACGGAUCUUUAUCUCUAUUCGAAAUGCAAAUAAAAACCCUACUUGGCAGUGUCGCUCCAUUAUUAAUCGUAGUCUCUUCAACUCGUGAAGGUCGGCUCAUUCUGUGGAGAUUCACUAUAAAAACACCUAGAAGAAAUGACUCAAAAUUACACACUGUGCGAAAUAAAAGAAAAUAACGGGCGAAAUGGAAAACCAGUGUGGAUUAUUGUGAAGGGCAUUGUGUAUGAUGUAACCAAAUUUAUUAAAGAACAUCCCGGCGGCGAAGACUUAAUUCUAGAAUACGCAGGAAAAGAUGCAACAAAAGCCUUUAAUGAUGUUGGACAUUCCAUUGAUGCUAUACAUGAUAUGAAAUUAUAUAAGAUCGGUGUAGUUGACAAUGAGUGUUCUCAACAGUGCCAAACAGUGACGACAGAAAGUAAAACGCACACUCAGUCAACAACAGAGCAGAACUGCCAGAGACAAAAGAAGCGGAUGAAAUUCUUCUUUUGCUUCUAGCUUUGUCAAAUGUAGCAUAGAAAUCUGUAUUAAGCAAUUAUUGAAACUAAAUUGUAAUUACCAAUAUCUAACUAGUUUUCUUUUUAUUUAUUGUAUGCGCUCGUACUAUUUAAGUGAACAUGGAAAAGAAUA
Stomoxys calcitrans (stable fly) is the source of this 673-nucleotide messenger RNA. RefSeq names its product cytochrome b5. Gene Ontology annotation, molecular function: heme binding. The transcript is spliced from 3 exons. The coding region runs from base 182 to 541 and encodes 119 amino acids. The record is from RefSeq and is a predicted model, not a curated record. Lineage: Eukaryota; Metazoa; Arthropoda; Insecta; Diptera; Muscidae. Gene Ontology annotation, cellular component: membrane; intracellular membrane-bounded organelle.